Messenger RNA from Suillus subalutaceus, 624 nucleotides. RefSeq lists its product as uncharacterized. The transcript is spliced from 2 exons. The record is from RefSeq and is a predicted model, not a curated record. NCBI's taxonomy places the organism in Eukaryota, Fungi, Basidiomycota, Agaricomycetes, Boletales, Suillaceae. The annotation marks the transcript as partial.
AUGGUCUUCGGUCUCUUCACUCGCAAGCCCGAUUCCUCACCAACACACAAUGACCAACUACACACACCCUCUCCCUCAAUUUCACACCCUGACUCUCCAGCAGCCCUCUCACCCACUCCACUGCCCAAUUCCUGCACCACCGAGUCUGAGCCCAACUCUGAGGUGACAGAUCCAACAGCCCUCCAUGACCUUGUGUGCUCCGUCCCUCCGCAGACGCUACACACGUACACCCUCGCCUACCUCUGCCCCACCUCCAAUCUGCCACAGGCACCCCCCUCCCCACGCACACUCACCGCCCUAACUCACUUCUUCAGUGCACUCUCCCCGCCACCACAACUCCAUUGUGUGUGCUGCCAUGCCUCCUUCUUUGACCUUUCAAAUACAGACACGUCUUGCUGGAUUCCACAUGAUGAUGAAAGUGCCCUCGUUGAUCGUGCGGUGUAUGAGACAUUGUGGGGUUGUUGUGGAGGGAGCGUUGAAGGGACAGGAGAUAUGGGUCCUCCUGAUGGGUGGUGCUAUGAGGGACAGCACACGACAGACACCAAACGCGCGCAUUUCUGCGCAGAUUCCACCAUCCAUGAUGACAAACUAUUAGUCUCGUGCACUAUGAUGGGAUGUCAUGGC